Amaranthus tricolor (Joseph's coat) is the source of this 2175-nucleotide messenger RNA. Its product is annotated as cytochrome P450 710A1-like. Gene Ontology annotation, biological process: sterol metabolic process. Gene Ontology annotation, molecular function: iron ion binding; monooxygenase activity; oxidoreductase activity, acting on paired donors, with incorporation or reduction of molecular oxygen. The record is from RefSeq and is a predicted model, not a curated record. NCBI's taxonomy places the organism in Eukaryota, Viridiplantae, Streptophyta, Magnoliopsida, Caryophyllales, Amaranthaceae. The coding region runs from base 358 to 1902 and encodes 514 amino acids. The transcript has a single exon.
UCAAAAAAAAGCUAAAUUUUAUGGCUGUAAUUCUUUUUAGUACAUUUCAAUCAUUUUACUACUAAUACAAAAUGAUAUUCAUAUACUUGUAUAAAAUAACUAUCAAUCUCUAUCAAAUAUAUUUCUAUAAAACUAUAUACUCCAACUCACCUUUUUAUUCUUGGUCUACUCCUAUCUGAAACGUUUCCCGCUCAUAAAUCUUCUAAAUUAUAUAUCUAUAUAGACAGUAUUAUAACUCAAAAUUACCCAAAUUUCAACAUUUCUCCUCUAAACAAAAACAAUCACUUGAAAAAAUUUGACCCAAAAGAAGAUCAAUUCUUAUUCCUUACCAAUCAUUCUCACAAUUAGUCCUCCAAAAUGAUAAAUUAUUUAACCGAAAUUUGGGUAAGUCUAAAAUGGGCAAGUGCGUAUUUAGCAACAUUUAUAGUACUACUAAUCUUAUUAGAGCAAAUCACAUACUUAAAGAAGAAAGCUAACAUACCAGGUCCACCAUUGGUGUUACCAUUCUUCGGCAAUGUCUUCUCCCUCGUUCGAAAUCCGGCCAAGUUCUGGGACAUCCAAGCAGACUACGCCAAAUCUUCUCGUCUUGGAAUAUCAGCCAAUUACAUCAUCGGAAAGUUCAUGAUCUUCACUUGGGAUUCUGAAAUGAGCCACAAAAUCUUCGCUAAUGUGAGCCCUGAUGCGUUUCAGCUCAUUGGUCAUCCGUUUGGGAAGAAAUUGUUUGGAGAACAUAAUAUGAUUUACUUGUAUGGGCAAGAACAUAAGGAUCUUCGCCGUCGAAUUGCGCCUAAUUUUACGCCGAAAGCUUUGGCUACGUAUUCGGAUAUUCAGCAGAUUGUUAUCCUUAAGCAUUUGCGAAAAUGGACUGAUUUGAGCAGAAACGGGGCAGAAGCGUUCGGGAUUCGCUUGCUUGCUAGAGAAAUGAAUCUAGAAACUUCUCAGAAUGUUUUUGCUGGACCUUACCUUGAUAAAGAUGCUCGUGAACGAUUCAAAAUUGACUAUAAUUACUUCAAUAUUGGCGUUAUCGCUCUUCCAAUCGAUCUUCCAUUUUUCGCGUUCAGAAAUGCGCGAUUCGCUGUAGAUCGACUAGUUAGGACGCUUUCGCAAUGCGUCGAACAAAGCAAGUUGAAAAUGAUUGCAAAUGAGGAACCAAAAUGUUUAAUCGAUUACUGGAUGCAAGACAUGGUUCGAGAAGAAAGAGAAUCAGGAACAGAGUUCCAAACUCCACCACCAAAUUGUAGUAACCGUGAAAUCGCCGCUCAUGUAUUCGACUUCCUCUUCGCCGCACAAGAUGCGUCUACAUCAUCCUUACUAUGGGCCGUCACGUUACUAGAUUCCCACCGAGAAGUCCUCAAGAAAGUUAGAGAAGAAGUGGAAUCAAUCUGGAACCCAGAAUCCAACACUCUAAUCACACCAGAACAACUCGUAUCCAUGAAAUACACCCUAGCGGUGGCGCGUGAGGUUGUAAGGUACCGCGCACCAGCCACACUAGUACCACACGUAGCGCGUGAGGAUUUCCAAAUCGUUGAAAACUACACCAUUCCUAAAGGAACCCUAAUUUUCCCUUCAGUGUAUGAAUCAUCCUUUCAAGGGUUCAGUGACCCGCACCGAUUCGACCCGGACCGAUUCUACUCAGAAGAAAGAAGAGAAGAACAGGUUUACAAGAGGAAUUUCUUGGUAUUUGGUGCAGGUGGACAUCAAUGCGUAGGGCAAAGAUACGCGCUGAAUUUGCUGGUAUUGUUCAUCGCUAUGUUUGCAAGCUUGGUUGAGUUUAAACGACAUCGUAGUGAUGGAUGUGAUGAUUUGAAUUUUUGUCCUACUAUUUGCCCUAAAGAUGAUUGUGUGAUUUCUGUUUCUAAACGGUUUGGUCAAUUUCCUACUCUUGGUUUCUCUCUCCCUUGACCGAUGUACGCCAUGAAUUGACGACAUUACCCUUGUUUUUUUGUUUUACCACUUUAUUGAUUGUUAUGGUCUAGAAUCUAGAUUCUAGAACAUAAUAAAGUCAUUGCUUUCUAAUUCAUGUGCAUUUGGAGUUAAUAUGGAUGUGGAACGUGAAACAGCUAUUAUUGUCGAAUAUCGUCACACGAUAAAACAACUUCAAAAUAAAAAGUCUAUAUAAUAAAAUUUUUACUAUUAGCUUAUUUUUUUAAUUUAGUAUAUGUUUUACGGUGAAUU